Messenger RNA from Vanessa tameamea, 8581 nucleotides. RefSeq lists its product as uncharacterized. The transcript has 2 exons. Gene Ontology annotation, molecular function: chitin binding. The record is from RefSeq and is a predicted model, not a curated record. The coding region runs from base 68 to 8344 and encodes 2758 amino acids. NCBI's taxonomy places the organism in Eukaryota, Metazoa, Arthropoda, Insecta, Lepidoptera, Nymphalidae. Gene Ontology annotation, cellular component: extracellular region.
GUAGUUGUUAUUUGUCAGGAUAAGUGCACUAGCGUUAAGAGGAAAUAAUAAGUGAUCAUAAAAAAAUAUGAAAGUCGCAGCCUUAUUGCUGGUCUGCGCAAUCAGUUUAGCUCAAGGAAAAGAUAUUGAGCUGAAUGAGAAUGGCUGUCCGAUAGAUCACACUUUUGAAAAACUCUACCCACACGAAAAUUGCAACAAAUUUUAUCAAUGCACCCACGGAAAUCUUGUCGAAAAGAAGUGUGCCUCGAACCUCUUUUUUGAUGUUGAAAAACAAGAAUGUGAUUGGUCUGAAACAGUUGAUUGUGGUGAUAGGGUUAUACCAGACGAGAAAGAAGACGAAGACUGUGAUGAGAACGAAGGUGAGAAUAAUGACAACAAUGGUACUUGUAACUGCAAUCCAGCUGAAGCGCCAAAUAUCUGUUCUCGCGAAGGUUCCGAUGGAGUAUUAAUCGCUCACGAAAACUGCAAUCAGUUCUACAAAUGCUUCAAUGGCAAACCCGUUACCAUAAGUUGUGCUGGCAACCUUCUCUACAAUCCUCACAAAAGAAUAUGUGAUUGGCCCGAGAAUGUCGAUUGUGGAGACAGAGUAAUUCCAGAAUGUGAUGACAAUGACAACGGCGCAGGCGGUGGAGGCGAUGGAGGUGAUGGAGGUGGCGGAGGAGGUGGAGGCGGUGGAGGCGGUGGAGGAGGCGGAGGCGGUGGAGAUGGCGACGGCGGUAGUGAUGACAAUGAUGGAACUUGCAACUGCAAUCCCGGUGAAGCACCUUCGAUUUGCGGUCAGGAUGGUUCUGACGGAGUCUUAAUCGCACACGAAAACUGCAACCAAUUCUACAAAUGCUUCAAUGGCAAACCCGUUGCAAUGAACUGUCCCGGCAACCUCCUCUACAACCCUCACCAGAGAAUAUGUGAUUGGCCCGAGAAUGUCGAUUGUGGAGACAGAGUAAUUCCAGAAUGUGAUGACAAUGACAAUGGCGGAGGCGGCGGAGGCGGUGGAGGCGGCGGAGGCGGCGGAGGAGGUGGAGGAGGCGGAGGCGGUGGAGGUGGUGGAGAUGGCGACGGCGGUAGUGAUGACAAUGAUGGAACUUGCAACUGCAAUCCCGGUGAAGCACCUUCGAUUUGCGCUCAGGACGGUUCUGAUGGAGUCUUAAUCGCACACGAAAACUGCAAUCAAUUCUACAAAUGCUUCAAUGGCAAACCCGUUGCAAUGAACUGUCCCGGCAACCUUCUCUACAACCCUCACCAGAGAAUAUGUGAUUGGCCCGAGAAUGUUGAUUGUGGAGACAGAGUAAUUCCAGAAUGUGAUGACAAUGACAACGGCGGAGGCGGUGGAGACGGUGGAGGCGGCGGAGGCGGCGGAGGAGGUGGAGGAGGCGGAGGCGGUGGAGGUGGUGGAGAUGGCGACGGCGGUAGUGAUGACAAUGAUGGAACUUGCAACUGCAAUCCCGGUGAAGCACCUUCGAUUUGCGGUCAGGAUGGUUCUGACGGAGUCUUAAUCGCACACGAAAACUGCAAUCAAUUCUACAAAUGCUUCAAUGGCAAACCCGUUGCAAUGAACUGUCCCGGCAACCUUCUCUACAACCCUCACCAGAGAAUAUGUGAUUGGCCCGAGAAUGUCGAUUGUGGAGACAGAGUAAUUCCAGAAUGUGAUGACAAUGACAACGGCGGAGGCGGUGGAGACGGUGGAGGCGGCGGAGGCGGCGGAGGAGGUGGAGGCGGCGGAGGCGAUGGAGGAGGCGGAGGCGGUGGAGGUGGUGGAGAUGGCGACGGCGGUAGUGAUGACAAUGAUGGAACUUGCAACUGCAAUCCCGGUGAAGCACCUUCGAUUUGCGCUCAGGACGGUUCUGAUGGAGUCUUAAUCGCACACGAAAACUGCAAUCAAUUCUACAAAUGCUUCAAUGGCAAACCCGUUGCAAUGAACUGUCCCGGUAACCUUCUCUACAACCCUCACCAGAAAAUAUGUGAUUGGCCCGAGAAUGUUGAUUGUGGAGACAGAGUAAUUCCAGAAUGUGAUGACAAUGACAAUGGCGGAGGCGGCGGAGGCGGUGGAGGCGGCGGAGGAGGUGGAGGCGGCGGAGGCGGCGGAGGAGGUGGAGGAGGCGGAGGCGGUGGAGGUGGUGGAGAUGGCGACGGCGGUAGUGAUGACAAUGAUGGAACUUGCAACUGCAAUCCCGGUGAAGCACCUUCGAUUUGCGCUCAGGACGGUUCUGAUGGAGUCUUAAUCGCACACGAAAACUGCAAUCAAUUCUACAAAUGCUUCAAUGGCAAACCCGUUGCAAUGAACUGUCCCGGCAACCUUCUCUACAACCCUCACCAGAGAAUAUGUGAUUGGCCCGAGAAUGUUGAUUGUGGAGACAGAGUAAUUCCAGAAUGUGAUGACAAUGACAACGGCGGAGGCGGUGGAGACGGUGGAGGCGGCGGAGGCGGCGGAGGAGGUGGAGGAGGCGGAGGCGGUGGAGGUGGUGGAGAUGGCGACGGCGGUAGUGAUGACAAUGAUGGAACUUGCAACUGCAAUCCCGGUGAAGCACCUUCGAUUUGCGCUCAGGACGGUUCUGAUGGAGUCUUAAUCGCACACGAAAACUGCAAUCAAUUCUACAAAUGCUUCAAUGGCAAACCCGUUGCAAUGAACUGUCCCGGCAACCUUCUCUACAACCCUCACCAGAGAAUAUGUGAUUGGCCCGAGAAUGUCGAUUGUGGAGACAGAGUAAUUCCAGAAUGUGAUGACAAUGACACCGGCGGAGGCGGUGGAGGCGGUGGAGGCGGCGGCGGAGGUGGAGACGGCGGAGGCGGUGGAGGAGGUGGAGGAGGCGGAGGCGAUGGAAGUGGCGACGGCGGUAGUGAUGAUAAUGAUGGAACUUGCAACUGCAAUCCCGGUGAAGCACCUUCGAUUUGCGCUCAGGACGGUUCUGAUGGAGUUUUAAUUGCACACGAAAACUGCAACCAAUUCUACAUAUGCUCCAAUGGCAAACCUGUUACAAUGAACUGUCCUGAUAACCUUCUCUACAACCCUCACAAAAGAAUAUGUGAUUGGCCCGAGAAUGUCGAUUGUGGAGACAGAGUAAUUCCAGAAUGUGAUGACAAUGACAACGGUGGAGGAGGUGGAGGCGGCGGAGGCGGUGGAGGAGGUGGAGGAGGCGGAGGCGGUGGAGGAGGUGGAGGAGGCGGAGGCGGUGGAGGUGGCGACGGCGGUAGUGAUGACAAUGAUGGAACUUGCAACUGCAAUCCCGGUGAAGCACCUUCGAUUUGCGGUCAGGAUGGUUCUGACGGAGUCUUAAUCGCACACGAAAACUGCAAUCAAUUCUACAAAUGCUUCAAUGGCAAACCCGUUGCAAUGAACUGUCCCGGCAACCUUCUCUACAACCCUCACCAGAGAAUAUGUGAUUGGCCCGAGAAUGUUGAUUGUGGAGACAGAGUAAUUCCAGAAUGUGAUGACAAUGACAACGGCGGAGGCGGUGGAGACGGUGGAGGCGGCGGAGGCGGCGGAGGAGGUGGAGGCGGCGGAGGCGAUGGAGGAGGCGGAGGCGGUGGAGGCGGCGGAGAUGGCGACGGCGGUAGUGAUGACAAUGAUGGAACUUGCAACUGCAAUCCCGGUGAAGCACCUUCGAUUUGCGGUCAGGAUGGUUCUGACGGAGUCUUAAUCGCACACGAAAACUGCAAUCAAUUCUACAAAUGCUUCAAUGGCAAACCCGUUGCAAUGAACUGUCCCGGCAACCUUCUCUACAACCCUCACAAGAGAAUAUGUGAUUGGCCCGAGAAUGUCGAUUGUGGAGACAGAGUAAUUCCAGAAUGUGAUGACAAUGACAACGGCGGAGGCGGUGGAGACGGUGGAGGCGGAGGAGGCGGCGGAGGUGGCGGAGGAGGUGGAGGAGGUGGAGGAGGUGGAGAUGGUGGAGCUGGCGAUGGCGGCAGCGAUGACAAUGAUGGAACUUGCAACUGCAAUCCCGGUGAAGCACCUUCGAUUUGCGCUCAGGACGGUUCUGAUGGAGACUUAAUCGCACACGAAAACUGCAAUCAAUUCUACAAAUGCUUCAAUGGUAAACCCGUUGCAAUGAACUGUCCCGGUAACCUUCUCUACAACCCUCACAAGAGAAUAUGUGAUUGGCCCGAGAAUGUCGAUUGUGGAGACAGAGUAAUUCCAGAAUGUGAUGACAAUGACAACGGCGGAGGCGGUGGAGACGGUGGAGGCGGAGGAGGCGGCGGAGGUGGCGGAGGAGGUGGAGGAGGUGGAGAUGGUGGAGCUGGCGAUGGCGGCAGCGAUGACAAUGAUGGAACUUGCAACUGCAACCCCGGUGAAGCACCUUCGAUUUGCGGUCAGGACGGUUCUGACGGAGUCUUAAUCGCACACGAAAACUGCAACCAAUUCUACAAAUGCUUCAAUGGCAAACCCGUAGCAAUGGACUGUCCCGGCAACCUUCUCUACAACCCUCACCAGAGAAUAUGUGAUUGGCCCGAGAAUGUCGAUUGUGGAGACAGAGUAAUUCCAGAAUGUGAUGACAAUGACAACGGCGGAGGCGGUGGAGGCGAUGGAGGUGGUGGAGGCGGCGGAGGAGGUGGAGGCGGUGGAGGCGGUGGAGGAGGCGGAGGAGGUGGAGGCGGCGGAGAUGGCGACGGCGGUAGUGAUGACAAUGAUGGAACUUGCAACUGCAAUCCCGGUGAAGCACCUUCGAUUUGCGGUCAGGAUGGUUCUGACGGAGUCUUAAUCGCACACGAAAACUGCAAUCAAUUCUACAAAUGCUUCAAUGGCAAACCCGUUGCAAUGAACUGUCCCGGCAACCUUCUCUACAACCCUCACAAGAGAAUAUGUGAUUGGCCCGAGAAUGUCGAUUGUGGAGACAGAGUAAUUCCAGAAUGUGAUGACAAUGACAACGGCGGAGGCGGUGGAGACGGUGGAGGCGGAGGAGGCGGCGGAGGUGGCGGAGGAGGUGGAGGAGGUGGAGAUGGUGGAGCUGGCGAUGGCGGCAGCGAUGACAAUGAUGGAACUUGCAACUGCAACCCCGGUGAAGCACCUUCGAUUUGCGGUCAGGACGGUUCUGACGGAGUCUUAAUCGCACACGAAAACUGCAACCAAUUCUACAAAUGCUUCAAUGGCAAACCCGUAGCAAUGGACUGUCCCGGCAACCUUCUCUACAACCCUCACCAGAGAAUAUGUGAUUGGCCCGAGAAUGUCGAUUGUGGAGACAGAGUAAUUCCAGAAUGUGAUGACAAUGACAACGGCGGAGGCGGUGGAGGCGAUGGAGGUGGUGGAGGCGGCGGAGGAGGUGGAGGCGGUGGAGGCGGUGGAGGAGGCGGAGGAGGUGGAGGCGGCGGAGAUGGCGACGGCGGUAGUGAUGACAAUGAUGGAACUUGCAACUGCAAUCCCGGUGAAGCACCUUCGAUUUGCGGUCAGGAUGGUUCUGACGGAGUCUUAAUCGCACACGAAAACUGCAAUCAAUUCUACAAAUGCUUCAAUGGCAAACCCGUUGCAAUGAACUGUCCCGGCAACCUUCUCUACAACCCUCACAAGAGAAUAUGUGAUUGGCCCGAGAAUGUCGAUUGUGGAGACAGAGUAAUUCCAGAAUGUGAUGACAAUGACAACGGCGGAGGCGGUGGAGACGGUGGAGGCGGAGGAGGCGGCGGAGGUGGCGGAGGAGGUGGAGGAGGUGGAGAUGGUGGAGCUGGCGAUGGCGGCAGCGAUGACAAUGAUGGAACUUGCAACUGCAACCCCGGUGAAGCACCUUCGAUUUGCGGUCAGGACGGUUCUGACGGAGUCUUAAUCGCACACGAAAACUGCAACCAAUUCUACAAAUGCUUCAAUGGCAAACCCGUAGCAAUGGACUGUCCCGGCAACCUUCUCUACAACCCUCACCAGAGAAUAUGUGAUUGGCCCGAGAAUGUCGAUUGUGGAGACAGAGUAAUUCCAGAAUGUGAUGACAAUGACAACGGCGGAGGCGGUGGAGGCGAUGGAGGUGGUGGAGGCGGCGGAGGAGGUGGAGGCGGUGGAGGCGGUGGAGGAGGCGGAGGAGGUGGAGGCGGCGGAGAUGGCGACGGCGGUAGUGAUGACAAUGAUGGAACUUGCAACUGCAAUCCCGGUGAAGCACCUUCGAUUUGCGGUCAGGAUGGUUCUGACGGAGUCUUAAUCGCACACGAAAACUGCAAUCAAUUCUACAAAUGCUUCAAUGGCAAACCCGUUGCAAUGAACUGUCCCGGCAACCUUCUCUACAACCCUCACAAGAGAAUAUGUGAUUGGCCCGAGAAUGUCGAUUGUGGAGACAGAGUAAUUCCAGAAUGUGAUGACAAUGACAACGGCGGAGGCGGUGGAGACGGUGGAGGCGGAGGAGGCGGCGGAGGUGGCGGAGGAGGUGGAGGAGGUGGAGAUGGUGGAGCUGGCGAUGGCGGCAGCGAUGACAAUGAUGGAACUUGCAACUGCAACCCCGGUGAAGCACCUUCGAUUUGCGGUCAGGACGGUUCUGACGGAGUCUUAAUCGCACACGAAAACUGCAACCAAUUCUACAAAUGCUUCAAUGGCAAACCCGUAGCAAUGGACUGUCCCGGCAACCUUCUCUACAACCCUCACCAGAGAAUAUGUGAUUGGCCCGAGAAUGUCGAUUGUGGAGACAGAGUAAUUCCAGAAUGUGAUGACAAUGACAACGGCGGAGGCGGUGGAGGCGAUGGAGGUGGUGGAGGCGGCGGAGGAGGUGGAGGCGGUGGAGGCGGUGGAGGAGGCGGAGGAGGUGGAGGCGGCGGAGAUGGCGACGGCGGUAGUGAUGACAAUGAUGGAACUUGCAACUGCAAUCCCGGUGAAGCACCUUCGAUUUGCGGUCAGGAUGGUUCUGACGGAGUCUUAAUCGCACACGAAAACUGCAAUCAAUUCUACAAAUGCUUCAAUGGCAAACCCGUUGCAAUGAACUGUCCCGGCAACCUUCUCUACAACCCUCACAAGAGAAUAUGUGAUUGGCCCGAGAAUGUCGAUUGUGGAGACAGAGUAAUUCCAGAAUGUGAUGACAAUGACAACGGCGGAGGCGGUGGAGACGGUGGAGGCGGAGGAGGCGGCGGAGGUGGCGGAGGAGGUGGAGGAGGUGGAGAUGGUGGAGCUGGCGAUGGCGGCAGCGAUGACAAUGAUGGAACUUGCAACUGCAACCCCGGUGAAGCACCUUCGAUUUGCGGUCAGGACGGUUCUGACGGAGUCUUAAUCGCACACGAAAACUGCAACCAAUUCUACAAAUGCUUCAAUGGCAAACCCGUAGCAAUGGACUGUCCCGGCAACCUUCUCUACAACCCUCACCAGAGAAUAUGUGAUUGGCCCGAGAAUGUCGAUUGUGGAGACAGAGUAAUUCCAGAAUGUGAUGACAAUGACAACGGCGGAGGCGGUGGAGGCGAUGGAGGUGGUGGAGGCGGCGGAGGAGGUGGAGGCGGUGGAGGCGGUGGAGGAGGCGGAGGAGGUGGAGGCGGCGGAGAUGGCGACGGCGGUAGUGAUGACAAUGAUGGAACUUGCAACUGCAAUCCCGGUGAAGCACCUUCGAUUUGCGGUCAGGAUGGUUCUGACGGAGUCUUAAUCGCACACGAAAACUGCAAUCAAUUCUACAAAUGCUUCAAUGGCAAACCCGUUGCAAUGAACUGUCCCGGCAACCUUCUCUACAACCCUCACAAGAGAAUAUGUGAUUGGCCCGAGAAUGUCGAUUGUGGAGACAGAGUAAUUCCAGAAUGUGAUGACAAUGACAACGGCGGAGGCGGUGGAGACGGUGGAGGCGGAGGAGGCGGCGGAGGUGGCGGAGGAGGUGGAGGAGGUGGAGAUGGUGGAGCUGGCGAUGGCGGCAGCGAUGACAAUGAUGGAACUUGCAACUGCAACCCCGGUGAAGCACCUUUGAUUUGCGGUCAGGAUGGUUCCGACGGAGUUUUUAUCGCACACGAAAACUGCAACCAGUUCUACUUAUGUUCCAAUGGAAAACCCGUUGCAUUGAGCUGCCCUGAAAACCUUCUCUACAAUCCUUAUAAACGAAUUUGCGACUGGCCAGAAAAUGUGACAUGCGGAGAUAGAGUUAUUCCAGAGUCGAAUGAAAAUGAUAGUAAUAAGGACGAUGGAGCCGAACAAGGUGAUUCUUGCAACUGUAAUCCUCGUGCAGCACAAAAAAUAUGCGAUGCAGUCAACUCUGAUGGAGCUUUGAUAGCUCAUGAAAAUUGUCAUCAAUUUUAUAAGUGUAAUUUCGGAUCACCGAUAACAUUUUCUUGUCCUGCGGGUCUUUAUUACAAUCCCUAUAAAGAAGUAUGUGAUUGGCCCGUAAACGUCGAAUGUGGAGACAGGAUAGAGACUCUAAGUGUCUCCCUGAAUAAGCAUUUGGACGCAGGUAGAUUAAGACCUAUACGUAUUUAAAUUACUACACUACAAACCAAGGGGAAAUGAAUAGUGUAAAAUGAACUUUCCUAGUCGUUACGUAUACUUACGGAGCAAGCCAUCUAUUUAUUUCAUUUGUCACUGCUCAUCCUUAUCAUAAGAAUUAAAUCUAUGAUAUUUAAUGUUUUGGCUCUAGUCAAUCGAGUUAUCGGAAAAAAACACUCAAAAAUUGUAAUUAUUUGAAAUAAACGAUUAAAGCAUAUUUACUAAUUUUUU